AGACUAAAAAUAACUUACUAAAGAAAUCAGGAAGAACAGUGACUUGCUGUGCAAGCUGUCAGAAACACAUAAGAUAAAGAAACAGACCACAGAUUAGCGCAGCCCUAAGAAAACUUGGUCUGCAACGGUUCAUAACUCUCUGGUCAGUAAAAUAUGGCAAAUGGAGACUAUAGAGAGGAAUUUGAACUCAGAAUGGAUGUUUCAGCCAGGAGUGAUGCCUUACAGACCUGCUCUGGUGAAGAGGGUGAAGAGGGUGAAGUGACUUCAGCUGUGCCUGGAGGAAAACUCUACAGACUGGUUGCUGUGAGCUUUGGAUUCCUGUGCAUCCUACAAGCUGCUCUCAAUAUUUCUCUGCGCCUUGGUCUUUCAAAUACUGAGGCCAGAUGUAAAAACCUGACUGAAGAGAUAGACAAUCUGAAGAGGAUCAACUUUGCCAUAACUCAUAAUAUGACACAAGAAAUAGAGGCCACCCGCUACAACCUGACCAGAGAAAAAGAUGAGCUGAAGAGGAACCUGACUGAUUUUGAGGCCAGAUACAAAGUCCUGACUGAAGAAAGAGAUGAGCUGAAGAGGAAGCUGACUGAUUUAGUUAACCGUUUACAACAAGGAUGGGUAUAUUUCAGUGGCAGUGUCUAUUAUAUUUCUUCUAUCAAUAAAAACUGGGAAGAAAGUAGAAAUGACUGCCUGCAACGAGGUGCAGACCUGAUGAUUAUCAACAGCAAAGAAGAACAGGAUUUCGCAGAACAAGUGAAGGAUAGAAUGUGGAUUGGACUCACUGACAGAGAGACAGAAGGGAUGUGGAAAUGGGUUGAUGGGACUCCACUGACAACAAGCUACUGGGCGAGUGGUGAGCCCAACAGCUUUGAAUCCAGAGAAGAAGACUGUGUAGAAUUGAAGUAUUACGGAACUGUAGAGAGCUGGAAUGAUAGACCAUGUGACGAACAAAUCCUGUGGGUCUGUGAAAAGAAAGUGCUUCCAUAACUCAGCCUCCAAACUUAUCACACGUUUAUGUAAAACACAAGAGUA
Messenger RNA from Toxotes jaculatrix (banded archerfish), 1026 nucleotides. RefSeq names its product CD209 antigen-like protein C. Lineage: Eukaryota; Metazoa; Chordata; Actinopteri; Toxotidae. Bases 154 to 981 code for a protein of 275 amino acids. The transcript is spliced from 10 exons. The record is from RefSeq and is a predicted model, not a curated record.